Messenger RNA from Lycium barbarum (goji berry), 1167 nucleotides. RefSeq names its product xyloglucan endotransglucosylase protein 1-like. Gene Ontology annotation, cellular component: apoplast; cell wall. The coding region runs from base 53 to 922 and encodes 289 amino acids. Gene Ontology annotation, biological process: cell wall biogenesis; xyloglucan metabolic process. The transcript has 3 exons. Lineage: Eukaryota; Viridiplantae; Streptophyta; Magnoliopsida; Solanales; Solanaceae. Gene Ontology annotation, molecular function: xyloglucan:xyloglucosyl transferase activity; hydrolase activity, hydrolyzing O-glycosyl compounds. The record is from RefSeq and is a predicted model, not a curated record.
GCAUCAUCAUUCACACUCUUCCUUCUUCUCUUGAGCAAUUUCAGCUUGGAAAAUGGCUUCUAAGUUUUCAUCAGCAUUGCUUCUUCUUUCAAUACUACUGAGUAUUCAAUUACUAGUCUCAGCUGGUAAUUUCUACAGAGAUGCAGAGAUUACUUGGGGCGAAGGACGCGGUAAAAUACAAGAAGGUGGUAGAGGCCUCGCCCUCACUCUUGAUAAACUUUCAGGCUCUGGUUUCCAAUCCAAGAAUGAGUUCCUUUUUGGAAGGUUCGAUAUGCAACUUAAGCUUGUCCCUGGAAACUCAGCUGGCACUGUCACCACUUUCUUUUUAUCUUCACAAGGAGAAGGACAUGAUGAGAUCGAUUUCGAGUUCUUGGGCAAUGUCUCUGGUCAGCCUUACACAGUCCAUACCAAUGUGUAUACACAAGGAAAAGGAAACAAAGAACAACAAUUCCACCUUUGGUUCGACCCAACUGCUGCCUUUCACACUUACACCAUUGUAUGGAACCCUCACCGCAUAGUGUUCUUAGUAGACAACAGUCCCAUUAGAGUAUACAACAACCAUGAAAGCAUUGGAAUUCCAUUCCCAAAGAGCCAAGCAAUGAAAGUAUACUGCAGCUUGUGGAAUGCAGAUGAGUGGGCAACCCAAGGAGGCAGAGUUAAGACAGAUUGGACAUUAGCUCCUUUCACUGCCUAUUACAGAAACAUCAAUAUAGACGGUUGUGCAGUGUCAUCCGGAACCUCUUCAUGUAAGUCCAUUGGUUCAGCAAACAACGCAAAGCCAUGGCAAACACAUGAACUCAAUGCUAUGGGCAGGAAUAGGCUCCGAUGGGUGCAAAGCAGACACAUGGUUUACAACUACUGUACUGAUUCUAAGAGGUUUCCUCAAGGCUUUUCUGAAGAGUGCAAGCGUUCAAGGUUUUAAUGAGAUGAGAUCUCUUAAUCCAGUAUCCGAGGUUCAUGCAUAAAAUGCUAGUUUCUGGGAUUGGUUGCUGAAGUUUAAACGAGACAAGUGUGAAAUUUUUUAUUCGUUGUACCAAUAAAAGUUUUGUUGGUUCUUGACUUUGUUGCUGAAUUAUAUUAUUCAUCUCUGUAAUAGAAUGUGUAUGGUUACUUUCUUUUGUUAAUAAAGUUAUGUGAUAUGAUAAAGCAUGAUCUUUGAUGUCCUUA